UCUCCCAUUUUUGGCCAAAUCCCUGUUGACGAACUCCUCAGGCCUCAGACAUGCCAUCGCCUACAUUUGCUGGAAAAGCUAUUGUCUCAGCAAUUUGGUUUGAGCUGCUCUGCGCAGUGAUCAUUUUGCGUCCACUUUCGUGCUGAAGCCUGCAAUGAAUCGAGUGCCAGUGAAAAGUUGGCAGAGUUAUGACGGUAGAGUCUAGACGAAGGUCGUGGCGAUUAACAUCAAGUAAUAUCAUCGAAUCGAAUGCGGUGUACCAACAACUCGAUGUUCGUGUCGUGGGAGAGCAUAUAAAGGCUAUUUCCGCUGUGAGCCUAGAGUCCCAUGAACCUGUACCUACACUUCGACAACCUCCCAGCUUUCAACUGCUAUGUCCUCCCGCCCUAAUCAACUCCGUUCACUGGCACACCAUAAUGGAUAGCGAAACACGACUAAGGGAAGCUCGGGCAAUCGUGGAACAGCUUCGAUCCUUGCCUAGACAAAAUCGCGAACGUUACAUAUCACGCCUCGUUGAGAAUGCCCUUGCUUCUCACAACACAAGAAGGAUAUUACUGUCGCUGCGUGGUGGAACGGCAGCGCAAAUCAUGCAGGGGAUGCUUCAGGUCCUUGAGGGUGGCUCACUGGCAUUGAUGUCAGAGCGCUUUCUGCUUCGUAGACUACUGCUGAAUUUGUCGCGACUCUCAGGAACACUCCCGCCUUCCCUUUUCAUUAACGAUGUUCACUGUCCAGACAUACAUGCUACCACAGGUGGCGGCUUUGCGGAUAUCUUCCGUGCCACGUACCGGAACGCGCCUGUAGCAAUGAAACGGAUCCGUGUGUUUCGAAACGACGAGGACUAUGAGCGCAAGUAUACUGGUCUGUGCCGUGAAGCCUUAGUUUGGCAGAUCAUGAAACACCGCCACAUACUUCCAUUCCUCGGGGUCGAUCGCAACACCUUUCGUCCCCAUUAUUGCCUCGUGUCUCCCUGGGCGGAACUUGGAAACAUCAACGAAUGCAUGAAAUGGUUAAUCAAACAGGGAAAAAAUAUUCCUGCAAAGCGAUGGCUGCAUGAGAUAGCUCUAGGUUUACAGUAUCUGCACGAAGAAAAAAUUAUCCAUGGCGAUCUACGAGGGGCAAAUAUCUUGAUACAUGACCCCGAUGACCUUGAAGUUCAACUUGCAGACUUUGGCUUGGUUCAAUUUGCAGACCCUAAGUCUGAAUCGACGACGCAGGCGAUGUCUGGCGGAACAGUACGCUGGAUGGCACCGGAGAUCCUAGACGGUUCAAAGCCCACGUUUGCUGGCGAUAUCUAUGCCUUUGGAUGUGUAUGGUUGGAGCUUUCCACGCGACAACCACCAUUCGCUCAUCUUCUUAUCGCAUCGCAAGUUAUCAUGCAGGUUGCUAAGGGCACACUUCCUCCGUGGCCUACUAAAGGAAUCGUAACUUCGGAGCUCCGUGGAGAAGAGUGGAAUUUCAUCCAAGACUGUUGGCACGGUGAUCCCCUAAAACGGCCCAACGCAGACUACCUCGUGAAUACUAUCCUCGAUCUUGUUCUUUUUCCUCGCCCGCCUGUCGAUGUGGAGCAGGAGUACAUCGAACCUGAGAAGCAAGUUGAAGAUGAGCAUUACCCCUUGGCGAUGAUAGAUCGUAGUGUCGAUCUUCUAUAUUGUCUGGGAGAUGCCAGUUCAAGUUCUGAACCUUCCGAAGCUUCGCAUUCUGAGGACUCUACGCGUCGUACCCCUUCGCGAACACCUCAGGAGAAGGAUUCUCAUUGCAACGAAUGCGCUGAGCCGUCUGAGUUGGCAAGCUCAAAUUGAACAUAGACCCUUCAGUCGGAUGUUCUCGCUCCGGUUGAGACAACUAUGUCAGUUUACCUUGGUCUACCUAUCGU
Somion occarium is the source of this 1873-nucleotide messenger RNA. The record is from the annotation of a GenBank genome assembly. Lineage: Eukaryota; Fungi; Basidiomycota; Agaricomycetes; Polyporales; Cerrenaceae.